CUGCGUUUAUUAACUCCGCAGCGUCUGCGUUCUCUCUUCCUACUUUCCCCGGAUAUCACACGGAACACUUCAUGACCCAACCGUUUACAUACGGGUCGGAUCUUAACCAAACCGGAUCAUCAUUAAUCGGGCUAAACAACCUCUCUUCUUCCCAAAUCCACCAGAUCCAAUCUCAGAUCCACCACAACCAUCCUCUCCUCAGGCCAAAGCCUUUACUCAUGAAGCAACCCGGAGUCGCCGGAUCUUGUUUCCCGGCGAAGCCGACGAAGCUGUACAGAGGCGUGAGGCAGCGUCACUGGGGCAAAUGGGUGGCGGAGAUCCGUUUGCCGAGGAACCGUACUCGUCUCUGGCUAGGAACGUUCGACACGGCGGAGGAAGCAGCCUUGGCUUACGACAAGGCGGCGUUUAAGCUGCGCGGCGAUCACGCCCGGCUUAACUUCCCUCACUUACGUCACAACGGUUCCCACAUCGGCGGCGAGUUCGGCGAGUACAAGCCUCUUCACUCAACGGUCGACGCUAAGCUCGAAGCUAUUUGUCAGAGCAUGGCGGAGACGCAGAAACAGGACAAAACAGCGAAAGCUUCGAAGAAACGUGCCUCGAAGGUGAAGAAAACUGAGAAGGUUGAUUUGUCGGAGAAAGUCAGUCCGGUGACGGAGUUCGUUGAGUCCGCCGGGUCUUCGCCGUUGUCGGAGCUGACGUUCGCUGACACGGAGGAGCAGUCGCGGUGGAACGAGACCUUCUCGUUGGAGAAGUAUCCGUCUUACGAGAUUGACUGGGAUUCGAUACUGUCUUGAUCAAUUAGUGCUGUUUGGCAAGACUUAAGAGUAGGGGUAAAAUAGGAAUUUCGAAGCUGUCUGCAAUGGAGUUUUUGGAAAUUGCAGAGAGAGGCUAUUAGCGUAAUUAAGAUUAUGUUUAGGGGUUAAUAUUGUUUGUUAAUAUUAUGGUUUGUGGCUCUGUCUCGGUCCAGCUGCGGUUUUUUGUCAUGCUCGACCAUGCCACCGGUUUCAUUUUAUGUAAUCUUUUUUU
Messenger RNA from Brassica oleracea var. oleracea, 1026 nucleotides. Its product is annotated as ethylene-responsive transcription factor RAP2-4-like. The record is from RefSeq and is a predicted model, not a curated record. Gene Ontology annotation, molecular function: DNA binding; DNA-binding transcription factor activity. Gene Ontology annotation, biological process: regulation of DNA-templated transcription. NCBI's taxonomy places the organism in Eukaryota, Viridiplantae, Streptophyta, Magnoliopsida, Brassicales, Brassicaceae.